This is a messenger RNA of Arabidopsis thaliana (thale cress), 3097 nucleotides long. It is a transcript of the gene OBP2, whose product is annotated as Dof-type zinc finger DNA-binding family protein. Gene Ontology annotation, molecular function: DNA-binding transcription factor activity; DNA binding. Gene Ontology annotation, cellular component: nucleus. The record is from RefSeq and is marked reviewed. The transcript is spliced from 2 exons. Gene Ontology annotation, biological process: regulation of DNA-templated transcription. The coding region runs from base 402 to 1421 and encodes 339 amino acids. NCBI's taxonomy places the organism in Eukaryota, Viridiplantae, Streptophyta, Magnoliopsida, Brassicales, Brassicaceae.
GGCGAAGAAACGUCCCCACACAAACCCUAAAAAUGGGAAUCGCAAAUAAAAAAUAAACCGUAAAUGAAGUAUAGACGCGUAUACACAUGAAGAGAUGGUAUAGAAUUAUUAUAUAGCAAGCAUAAAAAGAACCGAAAUUCCUUUUCUUUUUUCUCGUUAAAGAAGCAUUUAUUUCCCUUUAAUUUGUCUUUGUUCUCCAUCUCUCUUCUCACUUUCCUUUUUGAUUUUGUGCUCUCUUCGCGUUUCUCUUUGGUCGUCUUGCUUCCUCUCUUUCGUUUUGCCUUUCUUUUUUUUUGAUUCCCCCACCAAGUUUUUUUGCUGGAGUUCUUUCCAUUAAAGAUCCAUCAAACUUUAUUAAAGAAGGAAGAAGAAAGAGAUAAAAAAAAAGGGUAGAAGGAACAAUGGCUUUCCCAUCUAAUUGGUCACAGCCUACGAAUUCGAAUCAUCAGCAUCAUCUUCAACACCAGCUUAACGAAAAUGGAAGUAUAAUAAGUGGCCACGGACUAGUACUCUCUCACCAACUUCCACCUCUCCAAGCAAACCCUAACCCUAACCACCACCAUGUCGCUACCUCUGCUGGUCUUCCGUCAAGGAUGGGUGGAUCGAUGGCGGAGAGAGCAAGGCAGGCCAACAUUCCUCCACUAGCGGGACCCCUAAAGUGUCCUCGAUGCGACUCCAGCAACACUAAGUUCUGUUACUACAACAACUAUAACCUCACUCAGCCUCGUCACUUCUGCAAAGGUUGCCGUCGCUACUGGACACAAGGGGGCGCCCUGAGAAACGUCCCUGUAGGUGGAGGCUGCCGGAGGAAUAACAAGAAGGGCAAAAAUGGAAAUUUAAAAUCUUCUUCUUCUUCGUCCAAACAGUCUUCCUCGGUCAACGCUCAAAGUCCUAGCUCAGGACAGCUAAGGACAAAUCAUCAGUUCCCUUUUUCACCAACUCUUUACAAUCUCACUCAACUCGGAGGUAUUGGUUUGAACUUAGCCGCUACUAAUGGCAACAACCAAGCUCACCAGAUCGGUUCCAGUUUGAUGAUGAGCGAUCUAGGGUUUCUCCAUGGACGAAAUACUUCAACUCCGAUGACGGGAAACAUUCAUGAAAACAACAACAAUAAUAACAAUGAAAACAACCUAAUGGCAUCCGUUGGAUCUUUGAGCCCCUUUGCUCUCUUCGAUCCAACGACGGGGCUAUACGCUUUCCAGAACGACGGUAAUAUCGGGAACAACGUUGGGAUAUCUGGUUCUUCUACUUCCAUGGUUGAUUCUAGGGUUUAUCAGACGCCUCCGGUGAAGAUGGAAGAACAACCUAAUUUGGCUAACUUGUCUAGACCGGUCUCCGGUUUGACGUCUCCUGGGAAUCAAACAAAUCAGUACUUUUGGCCUGGUUCGGAUUUCUCGGGUCCUUCUAAUGAUCUCUUGUGAGAUUUUUGUGUGUUUUGUCGGAUCAUUAACGUAUGUUACGACUUACGACGUGGAGAUUGAUUAAAAGGACUACCAACGGUCAGGAUUAACUGCAUGCAUAGUCUGUGCUCAAGACGAUGAUCGUGGAGAAGUACAAGGACAAACUAAAAGGUAUCUUAAUUAGAGAUUGUGGUUUUACAACUUAAAUUCGAUACUUAUUUAUAUAAUCAGGUGUGUCAUAUAAUUUGUUUGUAUUGCGUGAUUUCAUGGUUGAUCUGAUUUCUCAAGUUGCUAUAUAUGCCUCAAUACAUGUGUGUAACAGUCCAAUUUGUAUACUCUUUAGACUGAAUUUUAUCGAAUAUAUAAUAUUUUUCAGUUUGUUCUAGUCAUACUCAAUUUCCGUUUAUAAUUUGCCUUACCAAACCAAGUGGUGCAUUACUAAUUAUUUAUCGUUUAUUUACUGUUCUUAUGUCUAUAUAUAAAUUAAAGCCAAGGAUAGUUGAUAAAGUAAAAGGGUUGUUGCUGACAAAGGAACUUGAUCAUAGAAUUCCGCGUCUCUCUGAAUGCUGCGUUUUUAAACUCCCAAAAUAUAAAAAAUUCUCAUAUUUUUAGGAGCUUCUUUUUCUUUUACAGUCAUCUUGUACGAAUCUGUGUGUCAGUGUGUCUGUGUGAAUGCAUGAUCCUCUAUAAAUUUUCCUUAAUUAUGUAUGCAAACAUGUUUAUGUUUACACGUAGACAUUAUUAAAUCAAGAAUAAAACUUUCUGCAUGGAUUGAAGCAUACUUACGUAUCUUUUCUUAAGACUAUUUAAGCAAACAGUAUACUUGCUAAGCAGAUCUAUGAAAUGUUUAUAUACACAGUAAACAAAACAAGCCAAAACCAACCUAUUUUAUAGAUUAUAUUGUCGCAACUAUAUAUUUUAUUAUUUGCAUUGCACAGUUUGGUUUACUUCUGAUUACUAAUUUUCUGCAGUGAGUAUGACGAGUAUCUAUUGGUUUUAAUCCCUCAGUGAGUACGUAGUAGAGCUAAUGUGACAACUGACAACUUUGGCGUCUGAUUGAUUAUGUGCAAUUUAACAAAUUUAUAUGGAAGAAAACGUAGCUUUAGUUGUGUUGGUAGUUUGCAAUGAAAACAAUAAUUUUCCAAUGAUAUAACAUAAUACGUUAGGAAAAGGUGGAAUGAAUAUAAUGGAGAAAACGUUAAAGAAAAGAUUGACACGGAAAACAAUGCAGGCAUAGAUUUGUAUAUCCUUGCCCCCAAGUACUUUUUGUGUUAGUCCCACUUUUUAACGGUAGGGUUAAAAUCAUUUGAAAUGCUUUUUUGACUGUACUUUGUUUUUACUUUUUCUUUCUUACUUACGACUUUCUGUUUUCUCUUUUUACCUGACUAAAUAAUGCUAAUGCUACAUGAUAUGUGAUCGCAUAAGUUGAUAACAUCUUACCAAACAAUAUUAGCUUGAUAAAAAAAAUAUGAUUCUAUGGCAAUUCGAAAAUGGUCUAUUUGCAUGUGGGAGAAAAACGUCAAUUAGUGAAAAUAAUGGUGAUGGUGUUGAUUUCAAACACAUCGUUAAAAUAAAGAAAAAUUUGCUUAUAUUGGAGAGUUGAAGGAAUUAUGGAGAUUUAAUGAGAUGGAAGUAUCAGUUGAGAUCACUGUUGUUAAUUCGUGUUGUAGUCAGUGUGAUCGUGAGUGUUGAAGGCC